Molecule: messenger RNA, 4605 nt
Organism: Lactuca sativa (garden lettuce)
Lineage: Eukaryota; Viridiplantae; Streptophyta; Magnoliopsida; Asterales; Asteraceae
Product: ABC transporter G family member 29
Cellular component (GO): membrane
Molecular function (GO): ATP binding; ABC-type transporter activity; ATP hydrolysis activity
Source: RefSeq, a predicted model, not a curated record
UUUUUUUAGCAAGAGAAACACUAAGGAGAUCGAAAAACUCAAGGUUCAAAAAUGGAGGAAGAGCCAUGGAAACCGAGCUUUCGCAAGAGUGUGGCGAGAAGCAUAGGCAGGAGUUUUAGCACUGCUGCCGGGAGUUGGCGGAUCGAAGAUGCAUUUUCCGCCGGUGCAGGUGGUAGUCAUGACGGCCGGACCAGUCGUCACUCCAUGGAAGACGAAGAGGCUUUGCGAUGGGCUGCUCUGGAGAAACUGCCUACUUACAGUCGACUACGAACCACCAUCUUCAAGUCUUAUAUUCCGGCGGAUCAACAGGAAAUGCAUUCUGAUCAGAUGUUGAUGGAUGUACGAGAGCUUGACCCAGUUGCUCGACAGAAUUUCAUCGACAAGAUUUUUUCACUUCCUGAAGAAGAUAACGAAAGGUUCUUGAGGAAGUUCAGGGAACGAGUUCACAAGGUUGGAAUCUCCCUUCCAACAGUAGAAGUCCGGUUUCAAAAUCUCUCAAUAGAAGCCGAUUGCCAUGUCGGAGAUAGAGCACUUCCAACAUUGACAAAUGCUGCUAGAAAUAUCGUUGAAUCCCUUCUCGCUAUUGUUGGGAUCAAUUUCUCACAGAAAGCUAAACUACAAAUUCUUAAAGAUGUCUCCGGAGUUAUCAAACCAUCAAGGAUGGCACUUGUGUUGGGUCCACCAUCAUCGGGUAAGACAACGCUUUUGUUAGCUCUAGCAGGAAGACUCGAUAAAAACCUAAAAGUUGAUGGAGAGAUAACAUACAAUGGACAUAAGCUCAAUGAAUUUGAACCACGAAGGACAGCUGGCUACAUUAGUCAAAACGAUAUUCAUGUUGGAGAAAUGACAGUAAGAGAAACAUUAGAUUUCUCAGCAAGAUGCCAAGGAGUUGGAUCUCGUUUAGAGAUGCUAACGGAGCUUGCAAGAAGAGAAAAGGAAGCAGGUAUCAUCCCAGAUUCUGAAGUCGACCUUUUCAUGAAGGCAACCGCCAUUGAAGGGGAUGAGAGCAGUUUGAUUACUUAUUACACUCUAAGAAUUUUGGGCCUCGAUGUAUGUCGUGACACGUUUGUUGGAGAUCAAAUGAGACGAGGUAUCUCCGGAGGACAAAAGAAGCGUGUAACCACAGGUGAGAUGCUUGUGGGACCCGCAAAAACUCUAUUUAUGGACGAGAUAUCAACGGGUCUAGACAGUUCAACUACCUUUCAGAUAGUGAAGUGCUUGCAACAAAUUGUACACCUCAACGAAUCAUCAAUCUUAAUUUCCUUACUACAACCUGCUCCAGAGACAUUCGAUCUAUUCGAUGACAUCAUCCUACUAUCUGAGGGUCAAAUCGUGUAUCAGGGCCCACGAGAAAAUGUUCUUGAGUUCUUCGAGACUUGUGGAUUUGUAUGUCCAGAGAGAAAGGGUAUUGCUGACUUCUUGCAAGAGGUUACAUCUAAAAAGGAUCAACAACAAUACUGGGCAAAUAAAGGGAAACCGUAUAGAUAUGUACGAGUUAGUGAAUUUACUGAGAAAUUCAAGAGUUUCCAUGUGGGGGAGAAGUUGAAAAGCGAGUUGGCAGUUCCAUAUGACAAAAGCAAUAGCCAUAAAGCUGCUCUCGUCUUCCAAAAAUACUUAGUCCCCAGAAUGGAGCUUCUUAAAGCCUCAUGGGAUAAAGAGUGGCUACUAAUGAAAAGAAACUCGUUCAUUUACGUUUUCAAGUCUAUUCAAAUCAUCUUCUUAUCAUUUAUCGCCACCACUUUGUAUUUUCGGACCACAAUGCACCACAGGAAUGAAGUAGAUGGUGCAAUCUAUGUAGGGGCACUUUUGAACAGUUUGCUCAUAAACAUGUUUAAUGGGCUUGCUGAUCUGUCACUUGUCAUCAUGAGACUUCCUGUUGUUUACAAACAAAGGGACCUCUUGUUUCACCCUUCAUGGGCUUUCACCAUUCCAGCUUUCUUGCUUCGUAUUCCUAUAUCUAUGCUUGAGAGUAUUAUCUGGUCUGGGAUUUUAUACUUCGGUGUUGGCAUGGCCCCAGAUGCUAGCAGGUUCUUCAAGCAUCUUUUGUUGGUGUUUUUGAUCCAGAAUGUGGCAGCGGGGUUGUUUAAGCUAAUUGCUGGGGUUUGUAAGACGAUGAAUAUUGCAAACACAGGAGGAUCUAUUGUACUUCUACUCAUAUUUCUGUUGGGUGGUUUCCUCCUUCCUAAAACCCAAAUUCCAAACUGGUGGGAGUGGGCGUAUUGGAUUUCGCCAUUGUCGUAUGGUUUCAAGGCGUUUGCUAUAAACGAGUUUCUUGAUCCUAGGUGGACGAACAUAAGGAGCUCAGAUAAUUCAACCAGCAUGGGGUACGCAGUGCUAAAGAACCUUGACAUCCCAACUAAAGAAAGCCAUUACUGGAUUGGUGCUGCUGCUCUUCUUGGUUUCACGUUUCUGUUCAAUAUUCUCUUUACCUUUGCUCUCAUGUAUUUGGAAGCCCCUGGAAAGCCACAAGCAAUUAUCUCCAAGGAAGAAGCUGCAGCCAUGAAAGGUCAGGAUACCAACCAAGAACUAAAAUCACUUCAUGCUGAUGGAAACGAAGUCAAACCCGAUGCUAAAGCUGUUGCUAAGAAGGGCAUGGUGCUUCAUUUUACUCCAUACGCCAUGUCAUUUGAUGACAUGAACUAUUUUGUUGAUAUGCCUAAGGAAAUGCGAGAACAAGGGGUAACAGAAGACAGGUUGCACUUACUUAGAGAUGUAACGGGUGCAUUUAGGCCUGGAGUCUUAACUGCAUUGAUGGGAGUAAGUGGGGCUGGAAAAACUACAUUGAUGGACGUUUUAGCAGGAAGAAAAAACACUGGUUAUAUCGAAGGAGAUAUAAGAAUAUCAGGAUUCACAAAAGUACAAGAAACAUUUGCAAGAAUCUCUGGAUAUUGUGAGCAAACUGAUAUCCACUCUCCCACAGUCACUGUUCAUGAAUCUUUGAUCUACUCUGCCUUCCUCCGUCUCCCAAAAGAAGUCAGCAAGGAAGAGAAAAUGACUUUUGUACUGGAAGUAAUGGAGCUAGUUGAGCUAGACAAAAUCAAGGAUGCGAUAGUGGGGCUUCCAGGAGUUAGUGGAUUAUCAACAGAACAAAGAAAGAGGCUAACAAUUGCAGUAGAACUUGUUGCAAAUCCUUCAAUUAUUUUCAUGGAUGAACCAACCUCUGGACUUGAUGCAAGAGCAGCUGCCAUUGUUAUGAGAGCUGUAAGAAACACAGUGGACACAGGAAGAACAGUUGUUUGCACCAUUCAUCAGCCUAGUAUUGAUAUCUUUGAAUCUUUUGAUGAGUUGUUGCUAUUGAAAAGAGGAGGAAAAGUUAUCUAUGCGGGCCCACUAGGCAGGCAUUCUCAAAGCAUCAUUGACUACUUUGAGGAAGUUCCUGGGGUUCCAAAGAUCACCGAAAAAUACAAUCCCGCAACAUGGAUGUUGGAAGUCAGCUCUGGUGCUGCAGAGUUGCGACUUGGCAUUGAUUUUGCUGACUACUACAGUGCAUCACCUUUGAAACAGAGGAACAAGGCUAUGGUGAAGGAGUUGAGUGUGCCUCCACCAAGUGCUGUAGAUCUUCACUUUGAAACACAAUAUGCUCAAUCUAUGUGGGGACAAUUCACGUCUUGUUUAUGGAAAAUGUGGCGGAGUUAUUGGCAAAAUCCCGAUUAUAACCUUGUUCGUUUCUUCUUCACUUUGCUUUGUGCGCUGUUGGUUGGAACCGUAUUCUGGAAAGUCGGCAACAAUAAGACGAGCAGCAAUGAUUUGAGCACAAUUAUCGGAGCCAUGUACGCGGCUAUAUUUUUUGUUGGUAUUAACAAUUCACAAACAGUGCAGCCGGUUGUUGCAACAGAAAGAACAGUCUUUUAUCGUGAAAGAGCAGCUGGAAUGUACUCCUCAUUACCAUAUGCCAUGGCACAAGUUAUUGUUGAGAUACCAUAUGUAUUCCUUCAAACGACAUACUACACUCUCAUAGUGUACACCAUGGUGUCAUUCGAAUGGACUGCAGCUAAAUUCUUCUGGCUCUUUUUCAUCAACUUCUUUUCGUUCCUUUACUUCACAUACUAUGGAAUGAUGACUGUUUCCGUUACACCAAACGAACAAUUAGCAGCCAUAUUCGCAGCUGGUUUCUACCUACUUUUUAAUAUCUUCUCAGGGUUUUAUAUCCCACAACCGAAAAUUCCUGGAUGGUGGGUGUGGUACUACUGGAUCUGCCCCAUGGCGUGGACUGUGUAUGGGUGCAUUAUUUCCCAAUAUCAUGAUGUGACUAACACGAUCAAGGUUCCUGGGAUGGAAACCGACCCGACUCUCACAUGGUAUAUCAAAGACUACUACGGUUUUGAGAUGGACUUCAUGGGUCCAGUUGCUGCGGUUUUGGUUGGUUUUUGUGUGCUCUUCGCCUUCCUCUAUGCGAGCUUCCUCAGGACUUUGAACUUCCAAAUGAGAUAGAAAACUAUGUUUUUGAGUAUGUGAUGUUUGUAGAUUUUUUUUUGGAAUUUGAAGUGAAACUCGUUCUUUUUUUUUUUUCUUCCAUAUUCUACUAUCGUGUUUGUGAAUUCUGUUGUAAUUUAUACAUUUAAAUUGUGAUCUCAAAAUAAUUUUAUCGUUACACCCUUAUUUCAA